Molecule: messenger RNA, 1910 nt
Organism: Parathielavia appendiculata
Lineage: Eukaryota; Fungi; Ascomycota; Sordariomycetes; Sordariales; Chaetomiaceae
Exons: 1
Coding region: 381-1880 (499 amino acids)
Biological process (GO): aflatoxin biosynthetic process; positive regulation of transcription by RNA polymerase II
Cellular component (GO): nucleus
Molecular function (GO): zinc ion binding; RNA polymerase II cis-regulatory region sequence-specific DNA binding; DNA-binding transcription factor activity, RNA polymerase II-specific
Source: RefSeq, a predicted model, not a curated record
AACCGAGUGCUUGUUUCCUUAGGAAAAGGCGCUUCUCAUGCUUACGCACGGUUACAGCACCAAGGUUACAGCACCAAGGUACCUGCCGCAGGUACUUGUACAAACCUGCCUUAUCUUCUUUCAGUAACAUUCUUUCCGCCACAAUCCGUGACACACCCUAAACCUCUGGGCUUCGCAACAUGGCCCCGGUCCAGUAAACUUACACGAGAGUAGCACCGGGUCAUAGUCUGUAAUGUUGAUAAUACAAUGGGCACCCAUAAAAGGGUUCGCUAUGAAUGGGGCAAAACUACCAAUCGGUCUGAACACCUGACCCUCCAGUCUCCUACCCGACUAUCACUCUUGGCCUCUGCCUGAUCUCCUCAUCUUGCACCUGGGAAGUUAUGGACACCAAUAUCGACGCGCCGCGAAUAACACGGAAACAGCCAAAGUUACGCGCCAGCUGUGACAGAUGCGGUGCUUCCAAACUGAAAUGCGACCGCGGCCAGCCCGAGUGCGAGCGUUGCAUCUCUCACGGCGUCCCGUGCUUCUACGGGUUGUCACGGAAAAUGGGGAAGCCGAGGCGGGACAAACAACAAUCACAGUCGGGCGUGACUACAACCGCAGGCGGUCUCGACAGGAGCGGGACAGGAACUGGUGGCACUACAAGUGAUGGCAUUGCAAUUUCAGACGCUGCUGCCGGCGCCAAUGAGCAGUCAUCUGCGGGCGUUACCGUUGCUGUCAGUGACGUGUCGACCACCACCACCACCAUCACUAACUGGGAGCGGGAGGCUGUGGAUGACAUGGGCCUGGAUGCGUUAGCAGGCCUGUACCGUCAUGACGGCCAUCAUCAGCCCCCGGCCGGGCUCUCAGCAUCUUUCGCUCCCUUCGACUUCAUCGACUGGGCGAGCCUCGCGGACCAUGCCAAAGCUCACGACAAUGGGCCUUUCUCGGCUACCGGCCGCUACUUCGGCGGGCCAGAGAUUGCAUCGCCCAACAUCAGGAGCCACUCAUCGAUCGGCAGUCCGACCCCCCAGCCCGCUGCGACUCCGCACAAUUCCUCUGAGGCCAGUAGUCUGCCGUCUACCGCGGGCAGCAUCCGAGGGGGAGGUCACGACUGCGCUCUUGAGGCGUACGAAAUCCUCAAGACGCUGUCCUCUCUCGACCGGGAACUCGGCAGUGGCACCCCCUCAUGUGGCCUAGAUCAUGUGCUACGUCUCAACCGCAAGGCAAGCGAGGAACUCAGUCGCCUACUGGCCUGCCCCUGCGUAAGAUCUCCACACCUCUCACUGCUCUACGUGUCCGUCAUCUCGCGCAUUCUUGACUGGUACCAGCAAGCGGCCAGCUGCACCACCGCCAAGCAAGCCGGGAGCCCUCUCUCCUCGUGGAGCAGCCCUCCCAGCUGCCCUUCAAUCAUGGCAACAGCCAUAUGCAAAACGAAACCGGAGAAAGAGACGGCGUUGGCAUCGUCUUUAUCGUCUCCGGGUGUCUCCAGCCACGCAUCAACUGGAGGUACCACGAUCAUUGGCCCUGGCUCUGGUCCAACCAGUGGGACCAUGACCGGUAUCGCUCCAGUCAAGAUGGCUAUCGGUACCUUCGACGUCGACGACCUUGGCAUCCAGAAUGCAGUGAAGAUCCAGCUGCUGUCGGGCGAGCUUCGUCGAGCUGGUCGCCUAAUCGAUCAGCUCACUGCUCAUUAUUCCGCAGCCAGCGCCGCCAGCGCCAGCAGCUCACGGCAUCCUAACGGCACGGACGAGACCGGUAGGCUCCUUCUGCACGGCGUCGGCAUGUACAUGAACACGAACACGAGCAACCUGUAUCACAGCCUAGAUUCAUGGCUGCGAGGCGAGCAUGCGCGGAUUACAAAUAUGAUGCGGAUGAUCUUAAAAGAGUUGAAUACCUGAGACUAGACUGCCCGGUAUAGACUGGUUUUU